Glycine soja is the source of this 473-nucleotide messenger RNA. RefSeq names its product amino acid transporter AVT6B-like. The transcript is spliced from 2 exons. Bases 235 to 465 code for a protein of 76 amino acids. The record is from RefSeq and is a predicted model, not a curated record. Lineage: Eukaryota; Viridiplantae; Streptophyta; Magnoliopsida; Fabales; Fabaceae.
UCCUUUGAGCAAUAUUUAUUGUGUUCAAGUUAUACACUGGGAUCAUGGGAAAUUUCUUAUCAUGAUUAUCGAUCUAGGCUCAUUUUUAUACUAUUGUAAGAUUUAUGUACCUUCUCUGUGGUUGUUGCAGAUUCAUUGAAAUUCACAUCCGCAUUAUCAGUAGGACUAGCAGUUGUUUUUGUUGUCAUUGCUGUGUGAAUCUCAAUUUUCAAGAUUAUAAUAGGAGGCCUUGAGAUGCCCAGACUCUUCCCGAUCAUUACAGAUGUAGCAUCAGUUCUUGAACUGUUCACUGUUGUUCCUGUGCUUGUGACUGCCUAUACCUGCCACUACAACGGAACUCUUGAUGAUGUGCUUGCCAAUUUUGACACUGAUCUUGGAAUUCCUUUUGGUUCUGUGCUCAAUGACGCCGCAUCUUGUGCUUGUAUUUCCAGUUGUCUUCUAUGCAGUGCGCGUCAACCUAGAUGAUUUCAUAU